UAAGUGUAUUGUUUACAGUCCGUGUUAGGUAAAGCAAAAUCGCCGUCUCCCUAACACAAACCCUAACACAAAUGAGUAUGAGUAUGGCAGAUGAAGCGGAAGACGCCAUAUUGGCAUAUCUCAAAGACAACGAUGAGAUUUCAAAUUCUGCUGACUUUGCCCAGGAUUUGGGUUUUAGCCAUGACGACAUCGUCAAUGUCAUUCGCAGACUCCAUGGCUUUCGACUUGUCGAUGCUAAGGACAUUAGGAGAGAGAGAUGGGUGCUUACUGAAGAGGGGAAAACUUAUGCUGCUGUAGGUUCUCCAGAAUUUCAGCUUUUCUCAGCAGUACCACCGGAGGGAAUUGCGCGGGAAGACUUGCAGAAAAAAUUGGAUCCUGCAGUUUAUAAAAUUGGUUGUCAGCAAGCUAUAAAGAACAAGUGGGUGGAGAUGGCAAAAACACUUGUGUCAAAGAAGGUCCAACAUGCUGAUGACAAAGUUAAAAAUUUGCUGUUGCGGAUACAAAAUGACGAGGCUGUCAAUCAGGAAGAUAUUGAUGCUCUAAAGCGAAGAAAACUAACAAUUCAGCAGGUUUGGAAAGGAAAUUCCGUAAGAAAAGGUCCCGAAUAUGCCCCCAAAAGGAAAAGAGCAGCGACUGAUCUCACUCGGGAAAAUUUACAGAGGGGUGACUGGAAGGAAUUGGAAUUUAAAGAGUACAACUUCAGUGCUAAAGGUCAGCCAGUUGAAGGCGGCCAUCUUCAUCCAAUCCUCAAGGUUAGGCGGCAGGUACAAACGAUUUUUCUUAAUAUGGGGUUUGAGGAGAUGCCAACAAAUAAUUAUGUCGAAAGCAGUUUUUGGAACUUCGAUGCACUUUUCCAGCCCCAACAGCACCCUGCCCGUGAUUCACAUGAUACUUUCUUUUUGAAAGUGCCUUCCUCUACAAAGAUGCUGCCAGAAGAUUAUGUUGAGCGGGUAAAAGAAAUUCAUGAAUCUGGUGGUUACCAAUCUAGGGGAUAUGGGUAUGAUUGGAAAAGAGAGGAAGCGAACAAGAAUCUUUUGCGGACACACACUACUGCUGUUUCGACAAGAAUGUUGUAUGCAUUAGCUCAGAAGCCAUUCGCCCCCAAGAAAUACUAUUCUAUUGAUCGUGUUUUCAGAAAUGAAGCAGUUGAUCGGACACAUCUUGCUGAAUUUCAUCAGAUAGAAGGUUUAAUAUGUGAUCGUGGACUUACUCUUGGUGACCUGAUUGGUGUUCUUCAUGACUUCUUUUCUCGUCUAGGAAUGUCCAAGCUUCGGUUCAAACCUGCUUAUAAUCCUUAUACUGAACCCAGCAUGGAAAUUUUCAGCUACCAUGAAGGCUUUAAGAAAUGGGUGGAAGUUGGAAAUUCUGGUAUGUUUAGGCCUGAAAUGCUUCUUCCUAUGGGUCUGCCAGAAGAUGUUCGGGUUAUUGCCUGGGGCCUUUCCCUUGAGAGGCCCACCAUGAUUCUCUACGGAAUUGACAACAUCAGAGAUCUUUUCGGUCCCAAGGUGGAUCUAGGUCUCAUCAAAAGAAAUCCAAUAUGCCGGCUUGGACUUUAGUAUACAACAUCCUGUGUUGGACAUUGUUUAUGGUUGAGUAAGUCAUCCCAUAUCACUCCUACCAGUUGGACCAGCCCAGAACCGGUUGAAACUGGCCAGCAUAAGAAAGCCCAGAAUUGGCCCAAAAAGUUAUUGGGUCAGAAGACGGCCCAAGUUUCACGUGUGGGUUGGGCUAGCCAUUUUCUUGUCUAAAGCAGCAUUAUAGUCGGGUACAUUAAUUAGAGAUUUCGAGUUCGAAUUAUAAGAAUGAAGUCAAUUUCACUAGAAAAUGUGUUUACCUUAAAAUGGACUUUUUCGACAUGAUUAGUCUAAGUAAAAAGUAGUACUGCCUCAAACAUGCAGAGAGUCGGACUCAGGAUUUUGAGCGCAACGGGGGAACACUAAAUUAAGUACCACUGAGGUUCGAACUCAAGCUACACAAUCUAAUAAAUAUGUUUGUGAGGUCUUUUUCAACUAUA
Molecule: messenger RNA, 2014 nt
Organism: Solanum tuberosum (potato)
Lineage: Eukaryota; Viridiplantae; Streptophyta; Magnoliopsida; Solanales; Solanaceae
Product: phenylalanine--tRNA ligase alpha subunit, cytoplasmic-like
Exons: 19
Coding region: 72-1556 (494 amino acids)
Biological process (GO): phenylalanyl-tRNA aminoacylation
Cellular component (GO): phenylalanine-tRNA ligase complex; cytosol; cytoplasm
Molecular function (GO): phenylalanine-tRNA ligase activity; tRNA binding; ATP binding
Source: RefSeq, a predicted model, not a curated record